AUCUGCUUUUUUGAGUUUCAAUUCGGUUCAGUAUGGUUCCUCGCAAGGAACCAUAUACAGCCCUAUUUUUUUAUUAGAGAACGCAGAGGGCUCUGCAAAAUAAAAUUUCAAAUGUCGCCUAACAAGCGGGAAAAAUGAAAGCCGAAGUGAUUCAGUUCCCCUUUUUGAAGUUUUAACAACCCAAGCAAGCAAACGACACUACGGAUGGUUUCUUCUUUCUAAUACUUCACUCUUUCCCCUCUCUCUACUCUUCUCUUUUUCUCUGCUACUUUGCAAGUAAUAAAUAAGAGAAAAUGGCCGAUGACCGGAAAAGCAACCGGAAACCCGUUAGCUUAAACGAUAGCCAUUAUCGCCUUCUCCAAGACCUGUCUGCUCCCCCCAAACCAUCCUCCCCUCGUGAGGAAGAUGGGAAACCAUACAAGAUGAAGAUCGAAGGACGAAAUCGUCUCUGCAAAGCAUCGGCCAUGGAAACCCACCAGAUUGUCGUUAUUGAUGGUGAUGACAAUAGCAUCCCUCGAUUCUCUGGCAUCACUGAUUUCGACUCUUCCUCUGGAGAAAAGCCAACAAAGGUUAAGAUAGAAGGGAGACGUCGUCUUUGCAAAGUCUCAUCCCGAGACGAGGAAAAAGCUGUACAAAAUGAACCCAGUUUCUCUGAUAUUACUGAUUUUGAUUCACCUCUGCCAUCUAAAAGUAUGGUUACCAGUCACAGUAAUCAGGGUGCUAAUGAAAUCAGGGAUAUUCUCAAUGACUUGAGCUCCAGGCUAGACCUUUUGUCAAUUGAGAAGAGGAGAGAAAUUGACAAGGUGGCUGAUGAUCGUCCAAAAUUGGUAGGGGGUUUAGUAGAUAGAGAGGAUAAAGUUGACUUGCCUGAAUAUGCUAGUGCUGGCUCCUCAUUUUCAGGUGCAUCUGAUUCUUCAUCUGGUAAUAAGAUUGUUGAUGGUGACAUCAAAAGUGUUGAGGACGGAUGUGGUGAGAGUCGUUUGUUGAGCAAGUCCAGAGGUGAUUAUUUGCAUGAGGCCAGAAAUUACUGUAGAGGGCCACCAGACAAUGAAUAUGGAAGGGUUGAUAAUAAAUUGUUGACAGCUAGAGAUUCUGUUGUGUCUAAUGUUGAAGAUGAAGUGGAAAGUGAUGUAAGAAGUGAGUCUGAGGGUGAGAACUAUGUCACUAGGGAUUGGAAAACUAAGAAAAGUACUCAAACACUGAAGAAAAAUGAACCCAAAAGGGUGGGUGAGAGAUUAAGGUUUGCAGGAAGAUCCUUUGUGUCUACCCUUAGGAAUGAAGAGGAGGAGGAGGAGGAUUGUCUGAUUUUGAGUGGCAAAGAAGUGGUUCAAGAAGCUGGGAGGAAUUGCGGCAAUCACAAGGAGCCAUCUAAUUGCUCUAGUGCAAUUGAUGUGUCAGAUGAUGCAGAUAGUUCGGUUUUGGAGGAUGAGGGUUUCAUUACUUUGGCUGGUCCAAGGUGUACGUAUAAACUACGAAGCAAAAUUGCAAAAAUGUUGUAUCCACAUCAGCGUGAUGGAUUGAAGUGGCUGUGGUCUUUGCACUGUCAGGGUAAGGGUGGAAUAUUAGGAGAUGAUAUGGGUCUGGGGAAGACAAUGCAGAUCUGUGGCUUCCUAGCGGGAUUGUUUAAUUCGAAGUUAAUCAAGAGGGCAUUGGUUGUGGCCCCUAAAACAUUACUUUCUCAUUGGCUUAAAGAACUAUCUAUUGUUGGGCUUUCUGGAGCAACUAGAGAAUACUUUGGGACAUCUGUGAAGGCUCGACAAUAUGAGCUGCAAUACAUACUUCAGGAUAAAGGUAUUCUUCUUACCACCUAUGAUAUUGUGCGAAAUAACUCAAAAUCCUUAAGAGGAGAUCGCUACUUUGCUGAUGAGGAAAGUGAGGAUGGAUACACAUGGGAUUAUAUGAUACUUGAUGAGGGGCAUCUUAUAAAAAAUCCUAGCACACAGAGAGCAAAAAGUUUGCUUGAGAUUCCAAGUGCUCAUCGCAUUAUCAUUAGUGGCACACCAAUUCAAAACAAUCUUAAGGAAAUGUGGACUUUGUUCAACUUCUGUUGCCCUGAUCUGCUUGGUGAUUACAAGUGGUUUAAGGAAAAAUAUGAGCACGCCAUUCUUCGCGGCAAUGAAAAAAAUGCUUCUGAUAGGGAGAAGCAUAUUGGCUCAACUAAAGCAAAGGAGCUAAGAGAGCGUAUUCAACCUUACUUUUUGCGUCGCUUGAAGAAUGAAGUAUUUAAGGAAAAUGAUUCUACAACUGCCACACUUUCCAAAAAAAACGAGAUGAUAGUGUGGCUAAGGCUUACUACUUGUCAGCGACAACUUUAUGAAGCCUUUUUGAAGAGUGAGCUGGUUUUAUCAGCUUUUGAUGGCUCACCACUUGCUGCAUUGACGAUUCUGAAGAAAAUAUGUGACCACCCACUUCUCUUGACAAAAAGAGCUGCUGAGGAUGUGCUUGAAGGAAUGGAUUCAAUGCUAAGUCCAGAAGAUGCUGAUCUAGCAGAAAGAUUGGCAAUGCACGUUGCUGAUGAAGCUGAGAGAACUGACUUUCAAGAGAAGCAUGACAACAUCUCAUGCAAGAUAUCUUUUAUACUGUCACUAUUGGAUGAUUUAAUUCCAAAGGGGCAUAAUGUUCUUAUCUUCUCGCAAACUCGCAAGAUGCUUAAUCUUAUCCAGGAAUCCCUAGUGUCUAACAAUUACAGGUUUUUACGCAUUGAUGGCACCACUAAAGCUAGUGAUAGAGUGAAGAUUGUUAAUGAUUUCCAAGAAGGUGUCGGGGCUCCUAUAUUCCUCCUAACAUCCCAAGUUGGUGGUCUUGGCCUUACACUUACAAAAGCAGAUCGGGUCAUUGUGGUUGAUCCUGCAUGGAAUCCAAGCACUGAUAACCAAAGUGUUGAUCGUGCAUAUCGAAUUGGCCAAAAGAAGGAUGUCCUCGUGUAUAGAUUGAUGACAUGCGGAACAGUUGAAGAAAAGAUAUACAGAAAGCAGAUAUUCAAAGGGGGAUUAUUUAAAACUGCAACUGAACACAAGGAACAGAUCCGGUACUUCAGCCAGCAGGAUUUACGGGAGCUAUUCAGCCUCCCAAAGCAGGGGUUUGAUAUUUCCCUUACGCAACAGCAAUUACAUGAAGAGCAUGACUGGCAGUAUAACAUGGAUGAAUCAUUGGAAGCCCAUGUAAAGUUCUUGGAAACUAAAGGUAUAGCAGGAGUUAGUCACCACAGUUUACUCUUCUCCAAGACAGCACCUGUACAAGUUGAAAAUGUAGAAGAGGAAGAGAUAAGGCAAAAAGGGACGAGAUUUGUUGGAAAUUCAUCAAAUCAUUCACUUGAGCAGAAUAUUGAUGGGGCCUUGCAUGCUUUCAAUCCAAAGGAUGUAAAACUAAAUAAGAAAAACGCUUCUCCUGAUAGUGUUGGUAAACUGUCUGAAUCUCAAAUCAAAGAGCAGAUCAAUCGGCUGGCACAAAUACUGGGGAAUAAGGUUACUGUUUCAAGAUUACCAGACGGUGGGGCAAAAUUGCAAAAGCAGAUUUCAACACUGAACUUGGAGCUUGAAAAGAUAAAGAUGGAAAAAACAACUCAGCAAGAAAUCAUUGAUCUCGAUGAUCUCACUGGGGAACUUCAGAGAACGUUGAAUGUAGACCAACGCUGUUGAUUUUGAAGCUAAUGAAUGCUUUUUGAAGGAGGUCGAAAGCUUACUGUGCAAAUUUUGGACAUAAUUUACUCUGAUAUUUUCACCAGCUUAAAGUGCAAAAUGGGAAGAGAGAAUUAUAGAAAACGUAAAGGAGGAGACUGACAUUUGUAAGGGUGUAUUUGACAUUCUUGUAUGAACUGAUGUAGAAAAGAACACUUUUAAAGUGAAUUUAUUUUGAAUAUUACACUAAAAUUUUCUUAUGUUUUGUCUC
This is a messenger RNA of Jatropha curcas, 3888 nucleotides long. It is a transcript of the gene CHR24, whose product is annotated as chromatin remodeling 24. Gene Ontology annotation, molecular function: ATP binding; DNA translocase activity. Lineage: Eukaryota; Viridiplantae; Streptophyta; Magnoliopsida; Malpighiales; Euphorbiaceae. The record is from RefSeq and is a predicted model, not a curated record.